AUGGUUGCUAUUACUGCUCUCAAAUAUUUUGCAUUGCUAAUUGUUGUUAUACCAUUCUGUAAUAGUCUUAUUGAUAUACGUCAUCGUUUUGAACUUCCUCAAAUACCGGCUGAUUUAAAGGAAGAAAUUUUGUUUGAAUGUAAAUCAACAUUUAUCAAAUUUCUCCAAGCAAAUAAACGUAAGACAACAACAACAACAACAACGACAACAGUAAUACCAACAAAUGAAACGGUAGAAAAUGGAACAGGGACGGUAUCACCACUACCAUAUACGGAAGAAAUAUCACCAACGGAUAGUCAGCAAUGUCCGAUGGUAAUAAAUAAUUGUAUUUUAACAAAAACAAGCCCGUUUAUGGAAUAUUGUGAAGUGAAGUGUUUAACAAUUUCCAAAACAUUAACAAGUGAUUUACAAUGUUGGAAUGAUAACUGCUUCGUUCGUGCCACACGUAUUUGUGAAGAAAAGUUUUGGCGUACGGUAAAAGCAAAAAAUAGGAAAAAGAAGAAGAAGCGAAUGCGUUGUAUACCGGAAAUUAAGCAUUGUUAUAAAUUGGCAUGUUUAAAAUGUCUUGGACGAGAAUGUAAUAUGAAUUGUUACGGUGGUGGUAUACAGUAUACACAUCUUACAAAGCCACACUGGAAAGGUUAUGAAGAGUAUAGAAAAUUUUUCCCUGAAAUGGCAGAAGAUAUUCUUCACAAAUUGGUUCUUGUUCCCGAAAAAACGAUUACCAUUGAAGAUGAUGAACAAAAGUAG
Molecule: messenger RNA, 750 nt
Organism: Acanthocheilonema viteae
Lineage: Eukaryota; Metazoa; Nematoda; Chromadorea; Rhabditida; Onchocercidae
Source: the annotation of a GenBank genome assembly